Oncorhynchus gorbuscha (pink salmon) is the source of this 1894-nucleotide messenger RNA. It is a transcript of the gene lmo4lb, whose product is annotated as LIM domain transcription factor LMO4.1. The coding region runs from base 330 to 812 and encodes 160 amino acids. Lineage: Eukaryota; Metazoa; Chordata; Actinopteri; Salmoniformes; Salmonidae. The transcript has 5 exons. The record is from RefSeq and is a predicted model, not a curated record.
AAGACGCUAGUGAUAGUUGAGAGUCGGAUGAUCAAUGUAAUUGACUUAAAAAUAUGUUGCAUGCAAUCUCUUUAAAACGAAUUUUAUUACAUUGUAUCUUUGAUAACGUGCGCUUUUUCCUUUUUGAUAGUGUUUAAAUCUUUCGAAAAUGUUGUCGCUUUAUUUGUGGGAUAUGGAUAUCAUAGAAGCGCUAGUUUGUCACAGUCAGAUUUAACUGUUGUUGAAACAUUAUCCGCUGUCGUCCAUUGUUUUGUUUCUGCUUUUUUACAACAACUUCUCCACGUCUGAAUUCUCUGGAACGCACAUCAAGGAGCUUCUGAGGGCUCAGCAUGGUGAACAGUCAGCUGGUUGGUGGUGUGGCGUCACCCCCCAGGUCGUGUGCAGGAUGCGGGGGGAAGAUCACAGACCGCUUCCUGCUCUUCUCCAUGGAGCGCUACUGGCACACACGCUGCCUCAAGUGCUCCUGCUGCCACGCACAACUAGGCGACAUUGGCAACACCUGCUACAGUAAAGGAGGCAUGAUCCUGUGUAGGAGCGACUAUAUCAGGUUGUUCGGGCACAGUGGAGCAUGCAGCACCUGUGGCCAGUCGAUCCCGGCCAAUGAGAUGGUUAUGAGGGCACAGGGCAAUGUGUACCAUCUCAAGUGUUUCACCUGUGCCACCUGUAGAAACAGACUGGUGCCAGGCGACCGCUUCCACUAUGUUAACGGCACCAUCUUCUGUGAGCACGACCGGCCAGAGGUUGCACUGCUCAGCAGCCACCUGCCCCCACUCCAGAGUAACCCUGUGCUGCCUGACCAGAAGGUGUGCUGAGUGGUUAGAGCAGUGCGGUGUGCCUUCAUCCUUCCCUUGUCUCCAGAGGUCUCUCCAUCCCUGCUCCUGAUACUGUUGUUGUGGAUCCUUUUUAAUUCAACCUUUUCUUAAACAAGUCAAGUCAGUUUAAGAAUAAAUUCUUAUUUUACAAGGACGGCCUAACCCAGACGAUGCUGGGACAAUUGUGCGUCACCCUAUGGGACUCCCAAUCAUGGCUGAUUGUGAUACACCCCGAGAUCGAACCAGGUUCUGUAGUGACGCCUCUAGCACUGAGAUGCAGUGCCUUAGACAUCUGCGCCACUUGGGAUCCUCAUCACCAUCCACCAUCUUGUCUCUUUGACCAGGAGGUUAUUUUUACUUGCAGGAUCAACUUCAGAUGUGUUGUAAUAUCCAUGCUUGAGACAGUGUACAAAUACAACGUAAUGGUGAGUCGUGUGUGAUACAGUGCUGGUCUGCCCAUCAAAGACAAUAUGGACCACAUUAACUACUUCAGGACUGAGGUUACAUGUUGUACUGUAAGUAAGGGACCCCCAAUUCUGUGCACAUCCAGAACUUUGGUGCUUGUGGACAAAUCUCGGCAUGAGUUUUAAGGGUAUGGCCCGGACCCUCUCCAGGAAGAAUAAAGCAAACCAAAAUAAGCUUUUCCGUGGAGUCCACUGUCAUAGUGGCAUUGCUGUGGUUAUCAUUAUUGUCAAGAAUAACCCAUCGCUUAGAUAAUGAACUCAGAAUCCCUCUCAAUGGCCUCACAUCUGUUCCUUUGUGAUGUUUAAACCAUCAUAUGAAUUGGGCUGAAGUCAAGGAAGAAGAUAAAUGUCCAUUAUUUUUCUAUAAUGCUAUUGUGUGUUUCCCAGUAGAGUUCUAUUUCCUGAAUUAAUGUUUCAUUCAAUUGAAUUAUGGAUGCCUGUUCAAUAUGUGAAAUGAUCAGAUGGAGACAGAAAAUGCUAUUAAAAGACUUGAACUGAAGUAAUUGAAGCCUAUGUACAGUUGGUUGGUCACAUGACACGAGUCUUGAGGAAUUACAUGGUAAACUACUACCCGGUUGGUGUGGCAUUUCCUCCCUGUUUGUGCUGCAUAGCUCCCCU